UUCAUUCAUUCAUUCACAUAUCUUUGUUUCUGUUUAGGAGGUCAGCAGUAGCGAGAACACUAUGUCCAACAUAUCCAAGAGGAGGCGAGAAGGAUCGCGGUCCAAGAUCAAGAGUAUGGGAGACCACAAAGAAUUUCUGAACCGCAUCACGAAAACUCUCUACUACGGUGAACUGCCCUCGCUACCCUGUCUGAGUCUCCCCGUCACUGAGGUAUCCUGCGCGUUGUGGUCCGCCGCACAGCAGGGUCGGUCGCUGAGACGUUUACACGGCGACGCGGCCGCGCGACUUGCGUACGACGCGCGCGUCUCUCCGUGCGCGCUCGUGCUGGCCCUGUUAUACUUGGAGAGGCUAAGGCACCGCAACCCUGCUUAUCUUGCUGCUGCUGCACCCGCUGAUCUCUUCCUCGUGUCGCUGAUGGUUGGCAACAAGUUCCUUCAAGACGACGGCGAGGACGCGGAGACAUUAGUUACCGAGUGGGCGGCCGCCGGCGGACUCACGCCCGCGGACCUCAAGCGGCUCGAGAUAGACUUCCUGAACGCUAUUGAAUGGAACGUAUACGUGAACAACGAAAGCUUCGAAUCGGGGCUGUCCUGGCUGGAAAGUCAAGUGGCGUUAAAGCAAGCGAAGGAACGAGGAUUCUUCACGUAUAGCGAUUUAGCGGCCGCGGGGGGAGACGCGGGAGUGGCCGUGGCGGGCGCCGCGGCGGCUGCCAUCGCGUUAGCCUACCUCGCCGCCCUCGCCGCCCUCCUCGCCUCCGCCUUGCUAGUCUCCUACACUCUACCCCUCCUACACCUGCAGCUACAGCUCACACACACUACCCUCCUGUCCGCCCCACACACGCUAGAACCGUCUCUUAACAAGACCGUCGACUUUACUGACGCGCCUCGCUGCUGCACCGACUGGCUCACCUAUCAUUCCACCAUAAACACCCCCCCGGUCUAUACCCCCAAUUUAAAUGAGCCGUGGUUUAAAAUGGAGACUGAUUUUACUUGGUACCGCAGCUCUUUAGUGGACCCGCUUCAAAAAUGGCUGGAGAAGCUCGAUGAAUAUGCUGAUGAUUAUAUUUUUAAAUCUAGAAAAUGCUCGGGUUAUCAGCCUGCGAUGCGACCGCGUCGCGUGCGCCGGUGGCUUAAUCUUAGCAAGCUAGGUGGUCUUGUGGUCAUAUCGGACCGAUAAUGUUUUAGUACUUAAAGCUCGGUUACAGAAAACACAAUCAUUACUGUCUCUUUCCCAGGUAGCAAAGUGACGUCAGCGACGUCAUAGUGACGGCAUUAUUACGUCAUAAUUACGUCGCUGACGUCAUAAUGACGUAUAAAUGAUACAUGGGUUCUGGUUUACCAAAAUAAAGUGACAGUGGUGACCUUUUGAACGCCGUAAGUCAGAAAAAUGUCAUUCACACGCUAACAUUACAGACGUAAACGAGCCAAUGUAAACCUUAAAUAAAGUCGUUAAGGUUAUAUUUAUGGCGUACGUCGUACCGCUCGUUAAGCGUUCUUGGCGUCUAAAAGGUUUGUGUAUUUCUGCGAUUGAGCAAAACUAACCGCUCACGCUUAUCUGUCCUUUGCAUUAUUUAUAAUAAGUAAUCGCUCAAUAGCUUUUCGUUGUUGAACAAAGCAAUAAUUGUUUUCGUUUUAAUUUUAGGUUGUGUGUGAGCCUCCGUUUACGUUUGACGUGGCCCCAUAUUUUUGUUAAUACACUAUUUGGGUCGUGUUUAGAAAGAUUGCGAUUAAUGUUGGUACCCAUAACCAUAGAGUAACUUAUACUAGAGCGGUACUGUCAUAGUAAAUUUUGUAACCCCAUUAAAUUCACUGCCUUCUGUCGACACACUUUAAAACUAAAAAUGAAGAUUUAUAAAAAUAUGAUAAAAUGUAUUUAAAUAUGGAUAAAUGAUUUUUUUUAUUUGCAUUAAUUAUUUUUAUGAUUUUGACCCAUGUUCUUUCACUGAUAUGCGUUAAAAUUGUUAAAUAACAAACGAAACCGUCAACGACAUCUAUACGACAGUAGGUCAAAGCUAGUAGCGCCCUCUGAACGAGAAUCAAAUUUUCGAGGCACCUUUUUUCCUUAGACUGUAUCCAUUUAUUACGGAGUUAUAUCUAUCUUUGCCAUAACUCAUACAUAGCUAAUGUAUAAAUUGAUUUACAAGUUUUGACGUCAGAAGUCUAUGAAUCGAACUACAUAUGAUAGAUACUCGGUACAGAACUCUCACUGUUUAACAAAACUUAUGUUUGACAGCUGAAGGUCACGAAUGUAAUUGUCUCUCUAACGUAUAGGGCGUUCUACGGCUGUAAGGGUUGCCAAAUGUGGAAGAUUCUGCUCUUUAUGAUCGUUACAAAAAAUAAAUGCAAAUAUUUAAAGUUGCAAAAUAAUCGUAAUAUUGUGUCCGUUUCAUUAUAGUUACCAAAUUGUUGUAUUAGAUAUUUUGUAAAAAGGGUUUUUUAGAUUGUCGAUAAUCUUGUCAAAUUGUAAAUAAAACGUAAUAUUUUUGUAUGUCGUUCUUGGUGGUGUAACCUGCAAACUAAAAAAUAAACUACUUCUGCAAUAUAA
Molecule: messenger RNA, 2545 nt
Organism: Cydia strobilella
Lineage: Eukaryota; Metazoa; Arthropoda; Insecta; Lepidoptera; Tortricidae
Product: protein CNPPD1
Exons: 7
Coding region: 62-1177 (371 amino acids)
Biological process (GO): regulation of cyclin-dependent protein serine/threonine kinase activity
Cellular component (GO): cyclin-dependent protein kinase holoenzyme complex; nucleus
Molecular function (GO): cyclin-dependent protein serine/threonine kinase regulator activity; protein kinase binding
Source: RefSeq, a predicted model, not a curated record